Chionomys nivalis (European snow vole) is the source of this 2174-nucleotide messenger RNA. Its product is annotated as zinc finger protein 69 homolog. The coding region runs from base 367 to 1935 and encodes 522 amino acids. The transcript is spliced from 6 exons. Gene Ontology annotation, biological process: regulation of immune system process; negative regulation of transcription by RNA polymerase II; regulation of cytokine production. Lineage: Eukaryota; Metazoa; Chordata; Mammalia; Rodentia; Cricetidae. Gene Ontology annotation, molecular function: DNA-binding transcription repressor activity, RNA polymerase II-specific. The record is from RefSeq and is a predicted model, not a curated record.
GUGGCAUCUGAACCGCAGCCGGCGCCGGGCGUCCUCGGCUGGGGCAGGGGAUGCUCGGGUAGGACGCCCGUCCGCGCCGAGCCUCGCUCCCGGGUGCAGAGGGGGAGAAGCGGGAGAAGCCGGUCUCCAGUUCCCGAGGUCGACGGUGCCUCGGUGCCCGCCGGACGCUGCGGUGUGAGCGUAGAAGGCCGGCGGGAACGGAUCCCCGCGCCGCCCGGGGCUGCUGCAGAUCCUCCGGGUAUCAACAGACUUUGGUGGCUGGAAGCUUAUGAUCUGAGGAGGUCCGUACAGCUGGGAAGCCUGUCACCAAAAGUUCCAGCAGUUUCCCUACCUGAAGCUGCCACCCUCAGUUAGGUGGACACCACCAUGCCUCAGCAGCUCCUGAUCACCCUGCCCUCUGAAGCCAGCAGCUGGGUGAAGUUGAACCAUCUGGAGAAGACCAAGGAGGGGCCGGCGCUGUGGGAGGAUAUGAGGAAAAUGUGUGAAGGAGAAGCUCCGAAACCCCAUGAUGCUGAUGGGAGCCAACGAGACGGCUCAUUAGAUGGAGUGACCCCUGGCAUCCUUGCAGCAGAGCUCCAGGAACUGUUGACUUUCAAGGACGUAGCUGUGGACUUCUCCCAGGAGGAGUGGAGGCAGCUGGCUCCUGCAUGCCGGGCUCUGUAUCGGGAGGUGAUGCUGGAGAACUACAGGAACCUGGUGUCAGUGGGGUAUCAAGUUUCCAAACCGAGUGUGAUCUCCCAGCUGGAGAAAGGGGAAGAACCAUGGAUGGCAGAGAGUCACGACCCAGAGGAUCCCAUUUUCGAUGUGAUGAGGAAACCAGAAACCAAGGAGUCAGCUGCAGAGAAUGACAUUGCCCUAAAGUUCUGUCAUGGCGUCAUGACGGAAAGGCUCAUAGAGGAUGACACCAUUCGUCCGACACUGAGAAAAGCCUUCAGCUACAAUGGUACACUAAAAAGGCGCCAGGAAACCCGUAGGGAAGGUGAGAGGCAAGCCAUUUUGACCCACAAAAAGGGACACCAAGAAGCGAAUAAAUUCGGGGAAAACCUUGAGAGUGCCAAUGUUAUUUUAGAACAGAAACACCAUAAAUACAACCCAGCUAGGCGGAGGAACAAAGAUAAGUUAGAUUCUACUAGCGAUCCAGUGAGCUGCGUAGGAGCCAGAAUGUAUGGAUGUAAUAUAUGUGAAAAGAUGUUCAAACAACCCAUUCACCUUACAGAGCACAUGAGAAUUCACACUGGCGAGAAGCCCUUCCGAUGUAAGGAAUGUGGAAGGGCCUUUAGUCAGAGCGCAUCCCUUAAUACCCACCAGCGAAUCCACACUGGUGAGAAGCCCUUCGCGUGUGAGGAGUGCGGCAAAGCCUUCCGCCAUCGCUCAUCGCUCAACCAGCAUCACAGAACUCACACUGGAGAGAAACCAUUCGUCUGUGAUAAAUGUCACAAAGCCUUCAGCCAGAACAUCAGCCUGGUCCAACACUUGAGGACGCAUUCUGGAGAGAAACCCUUCAGUUGCAACGAAUGUGGGAAAACUUUCCGACAGAUUAGGCACCUUAGUGAGCACGUGAGAAUUCACACUGGGGAGAAGCCGUAUGCGUGCACUUCGUGCUGUAAGACGUUCAGUCAUAGAGCGUACCUCACACACCACCAGCGCAUCCACACUGGAGAGAGGCCCUACAAGUGUAAGGAGUGUGGGAAAGCCUUUAGGCAGAGGAUUCACCUUAGCAACCACAAGACUGUUCACACAGGAGUGAAAGCCUACGAGUGUAACCGCUGUGGGAAGGCCUACAGGCACGACUCAUCCUUUAAGAAACACCAGAGGCAUCACACUGGAGAGAAGCCUUACGAAUGUAGUGAGUGUGGAAAGUCCUUCAGCUAUAAUUCCUCGCUAAGCCGACACCAUAAAAUCCACAAGAGGAACUCUGCUCGAGAGGAUGUUUAAAGAACGAUACAGGACAUGAGGACAAAAGGCAGCUCUGAAUUGGUGAUGAUAAGCUUUAAAAAUCUCAGGACUCGAAUUUAAGAAAUUGAUAAUGACAAUGGCAACUUUUGAUUUCGCCAAUAGCGUGAAUAAACACUACAUUGAUUACUACUACUGUCUGACAUGCAAAAUGAUAAAUUCAGCAUUAUGAAAAAUUAAGAAUUAUUUUUUUCUCAUUUCAUGAUCGAGUAAUAAAUUAU